Molecule: messenger RNA, 7050 nt
Organism: Drosophila subpulchrella
Lineage: Eukaryota; Metazoa; Arthropoda; Insecta; Diptera; Drosophilidae
Gene: jeb
Exons: 3
Coding region: 1688-3364 (558 amino acids)
Biological process (GO): positive regulation of MAPK cascade
Cellular component (GO): terminal bouton
Molecular function (GO): protein binding; transmembrane receptor protein tyrosine kinase activator activity
Source: RefSeq, a predicted model, not a curated record
UUUCCCGCUGACCGAGAGCACGAGCUGGAGCUGGAGCUGAAGCUGAAGCCCAGAAGCGAAGAGGAAGAACCAGAACCAGAAGCGGGAACAGGAGCAGGAGGAGAAAGUAAAGAAAGCAGGAGCAGGGGAGUGGAGACAGUGAGAGAGAGAGAGAGUGAGAGCGUAGAGCGUAGAGGACCCAGCAGCCAGUUCGCCGAGCAGUGAAAUUCGAGGCGGGGCGCGAAGGAAGUGGGUGUACGAGUGCGAGUACGACUGCGACUACGACUACGACUACCAUAAAGUGGAAAUCCGAAACGCCUUGAGGAGAGGCAGCGACGUCGGCCGAGGCAGCGACUGCGACGCCGGCAGCGGCAGAGGGACACGCGUCAGGCGGCCAAGCAAAAGGCAGACAAACAGGCAAAUCCUGCUGAGACGACACGACGAGUCCUUGCUCGUCGGUUCAAACGUGCGGAACACUCUUGGAGGCAGCCGAAAAAAAGAAUAUACCACUAGAAGCAAAGCUAGUCCACAAAACACCACUCACACUCACCCAAAACAAGGGAAAGUUUUCAUCACAAAAUAAUAAUAACGCAAAAAGAAAGCUAAACAAAGCAUUAUUAUUCCCAAGAAACCCAAAACAAUAUUUUCGAAAAAAUAUCCCAAGAUAUAUUCAUCCAUUCAAGUGCAGUGACUCGUGUGCAAAAGUUAUCCAACCACAAUCCCCAAAAAAAAAAAAACUAAGUGCCGCAAGCUGAGAGAGCUAAACACGAAAUAAGUGCUAAAAGUUCCUUAAAAAAUAUUAAUAACAAAAAACAAAAUAUUUGUUCAACUGCUUAUAAAAAUAUACAAAUUAUACAACAUAAAUAUUCUUUGCAUUUUAACAAAAAAGUAUAAGAGAGCAGCUCAAACAAACGAAAGAGGAAAACCAAAGUGCCGUGGAAAAACUAACUAAUAAGCUUACUAAAAAAUAUAUAAACGAACGACUGGCCAGUGUGGAAAAGCUAUAUUAAAGGCCUACCAACGUAAAAAAGUUAAAUCAAAACCCGAAAGAACUGGAACUGCUAACCGAAAAGCCGACGGAAGACAGCAACUAGUUGUUGUCAGAGGCCAACAACCAGGUUCAAACGGCCAUAUACCUAUACCCAUAUAAGAACCCAUACCUAUACCUACGCUCCGACUUCACCUACCCAAGCGGAACCCAAACUCCCUGGCCAGAGUAGACAAUUGAUUAUUGAUUUUGUCUAAGGCUGCAGAACUUCACAGCUUAACGCAAAACAAACUUGGCAGCAGGGCAACAAAGGGCGACGAAAGACGGGGGCAAAAAAAAAACACCAGUGACAAGAAAGGGCCGUUGAAAGGCAGCCAGAAAAACCGGAAAAAGUGGGAAAAAGCUCGGAAAACUGCUCCGGUAUCGGCCAGUGUUGUGCAAUGCCAGGCUUAGGCCGGCACAGUGUUGGUCAGCGGUGUGGGGCCUAAAGGCCCAGGCCGAAAAGCAUCGAAAUCCCAUAUAGAGAAACAAUCUUAAAGUCGGGACUUUCCCCCACCACCACCACCACCACCACCAGCCCCUAAGACACCACCUGCCACCAGACUAUCACCACCCACCCCGCGAAUAGAUUUCUUUCCUACCCCCCCCCUGGUAUACCCACCCAGAACCGUCAAGAUAAGCCGUCUAAUCGAGAAGCUGCGCCAGACCAACAAACGGAAAAUGUUCUGCUCGCUGGCCCAGACGCUCUUCUGCGUCCUGCUCAUCCAGGGCGGCCUCUAUGCCCUCCACCUGAGCGGAAACGGAAACGGCAAUGGCAACGAGAAGUCCCUGGGCGAGGCGGCCAAGGCGGGCCAGGUGCCCAGCCAGCCGCUGGGACCCUCGACGGGAGUGUCCGCCGCCUGGCAGACGGCUCCCUCGCAGCAGCAGCAGCACCAGCAGCAUCCCGGAGGAUCUCCGCCGGGCGGUGGUUCCCUAUCCGCAUCCUCGUCCCAUGGCCACCGGUCUGCCGCGGCGGCCGCCUUCGAUGCCACCACCGUGCGGCUGAACAAGGAGAUAGCGGACAUGGCCCAGCUGGAGCGGGAGCGUCUGAUGCUCCUGGCCCGCGCCAAGCAGACGGCGGAGCAACAAGCCCCGCCGCCGGCGGGCAGCCAUCAUCGCGGCCAUCCCUUCAUCGCCGGCCGGAUACAGAUGCAGCCCAGCGAGGAGCUGGACGUGGGCGACUAUCCCGCCCUGCUGCAGCAGGCCGCCAGGGGCUACAUCUUUGGCAAUGUCCAGAAGCAGCCGCCCACUCCGAUCAGCCUGGAGCAGGAUUACGACCAGCUGCGGGAUGUGGACAACAGGCCGGUGAAAUACUACGGCCGAGUGGUGCAGCCGGCGGAGAGGGAAGAGCCGGCGGAGGCGAUGUACGAACCGUUGCACUCCUUCGGCGACUUCGACGACUUCUCGGAGCUGGAGCCGGAACAGGAGCCGCACUUGGGCGAGGAUGAGCUGCUGCGGGAACUGGAUGCCUACCAGUAUCACGGCCUGGAGGAGGAGCCACUCCCAGAGAAUCCCUACCGCACGCUGGAGCAGCUGGAGCUGGCCGCUCCCGACUCCCUGCAACAGCUCUUUGAGCAGGAGCAAGAGCAGCGGGAUGCCCCCUACAAGGGGACGCACUCCGCCGGCAAGAUGCACAACCCGGGUAACUACAACAUAAGGGUGCAGCAAAAGUGGGCCAGGAAGCGAAACGGGCAGGGAGUUGCGCAUAAUCCCGAGGCGGAGAAGCAGCUGCAGCGCCAGAUCUUCGCCCAGCACUUCAAGCCGCAACGGAGUGGCAAACUAUCGCUAUCGGCCAACUCAGAGGCCACGGCCAGCAAGCACCUGAAGCCAUCGAGUCGCUCCGGCUCCAAGGAUACCGAGAAGCCCCAUAAUGAGCCACUAGGAGGCAGUGCAUCCACCUCAGGCUCCAGCUCCAAUGGCAAACAAGCGAGCGGCGAUGGAAAUCCUAAGCAGCAGGCGGAGCAGCAGCUGGACAAAAAGGAUCCCAGCCACAAGCGAUCCGGAUCGGGAUCAGCGGGAUCCGUGGGAUCGCCAGGAGGCGGCUACUCCGCGCAGCCACCCAUCUCCCACAGCAUAGCCAGCCAGCUGAUGCUGCGCACCGCCCGCGGUCAACGGCAGUACGAUGUGCCACAAAUCGAGUGUCCCACCGCCAUGGAUGGCAUGGAGCGGUUUGCCUGCCCGAUUCCCGACCGGCAGGGCAGGUAUCGCUGCAUAGACGAUCAUGUGCUGUGCGACGGCUUCAUCGACUGUCCCGAUGGCGAGGACGAGGACCGGAGAUCCUGCAUGUUCUACAAGACGACGAAGGCUCACUUGGACGUGUUAGCGGAUGCGUUACUACGCUGGGCGCGAGGGCGUUAAGCCCCAACCACCCACUCAGCCGCUCUAUAAGACAGCAAACACACCCUACCACACACACAAGAUACACCUAGAACACCUAGAGCUCCUAGAACUUCAAACAUGAAUGUCAAAAAAUUAGUUAUAACUUGUCCCCCCAGUCAAGCGAAACCCCCCAUUAAGUUUAAACAUUUCUCGACAAGAAACACACACAGACAAGCCAACCACCCGCCUGUCCUUUGACAUGAGAUAAGAUUCCCCAAAAAACUCCUAAGAAACCCCUAACCAAUACCGAAAAAAAAGAACAAAACCCAGCCUGCAAUGAGCUGAAUGGAUUGCCAAGUAAGAGAACCGAAAGCUAUGAUUAAAAACAAAAUGAGGCAGCAAUUAUGCUUAAAAAAAGGUAUGAUUAUUAUUACACUAUUAUUAUUAAAAAAAAUUAACUUAAUGAAAGCCCAAGAACAAAAAGCAGUUAUACAUACUAAAGCUAAAUUAUAAUUCUACAAAACCAAAAAAAAACAUCAAAAAUAAGACAAAAUCGAAGACGUUUUUUUUUCGUUUCUAAUUUGUUUCGCAGGAACAGAGCAAAAUAAUGAGGAAAAACAAAAUUGGGCCUAACUAUUUUUAGUAUAUAUUAAAUAAAUAUAUUAUAAAUAUAUCUUACUAUAUGAAAUAUAUAUUUCGUGUACAUUAUUUAAUUAUAAGUGUAUUAAAGUUUAAAUGUUAAAUAAACCAAAAGAAAUGAAAUCAAAACGAAGCAAGCGGAAGAAAGCGAUAAAAACAUGAUGAGGCAAGCGAGCAGAGGAAGAAUGAAAUUAUAUAUACAUAUACACAGAAAAAACAGACAUUAAAUAUAUAUUAAUAGUAUACAUAUACCAAUAACAAACAAAUAUACAAUUGAAGGAAAAUAUUGCAUUAGGUUUUAUUGCUGAUAACUGAACAAGCUAAUGAGUGCAAUAUAAUAUACUUAUAUACAAUGCAAUAACAGCCAGAUUAGCGACAAAAACAAACAUUUACAACUUAGAAGAUGAAGCAAAACAUUUACAUAAAGAAAAAGACUUGACUUCAUUGAAAACCCCAGUUUUGUUCGAUAGUUGAGGCUAAAAAUCCCCAAUACCUAUUUAUUUUGGUUAACAGUUCUCUCAUUGUUAAAACUACGUUUGCCAUUACAGAUGAUUUGCUCGGUUUUUUAUUUUUUUCAUGUGUGUAAAUAAUACUUUCGAUUAUCAGCCUUAUUUGCCUGUAAAGAUCUCUCCCAAGUCCACCAAAGAUUUUUAUUUCGUUCAUGGGUGACAACAGUUCUCACGGAAACGGCAGCUAUCUGUAGUUAAGUAAAUUUAUUUACAUAAUUAAAGUAUAUUUAAAUAACAAUGGACUUAUAAAUAUACAUAAAACGAUAAGCUUAUAAGCGAAACGAAAAGCUUGUACAAAUGCUAACUAACACUAUUCCAUUCUCGACCUUUUUAACCAAGUCACAAUUGUUUUUAUUCCCACUCAUUUCGUGUGUUUUUUUUUGUUCAUUCGCGCAAUUCUCUCAAUUGGAAACGCUGAAAAUUCAACCUUACGCCAAUAAUGUUCUGAUCAAUGAUAAUUGUUCGCUAUUAUUAUGCCUGUAAAGGGGCCGAGUUCCCAAACACAAUCAAUCAAUUAAGAAAUACAAUCAAGCAAAUUUUUAAGCCGAAAUUUACGAAUUAAAAUUUUUAAACGGUUGUGUAUGCCAACAAAUAACAAUGGAAGGAUAAACGCGAAAAAAUAAGUGGCGAAUUAACAAUAAUAAUGUGUACCCUCGAAAGCGAUUUUCACAUAUUGUGUUUCCUGCGUUUCCCCCUGAAUUUCCCAUUUAAUUUUCCAUUUUCCAUUCAACCGUUGACUUUACGCACUUUAAUCAAUCGACUAUUGCUGUUAAUUUUUUGAUCGGCCCAAUGUAUGCAUGUUAUUUAAUGGAUUUGUGUAAAAAAAACCUAUAUGUGUUUAGUUAUUUAAAACGGAAUAACAUAUGAAAUUGCGAGCAAUAAAAUUUCAUAUCUUAUACACAGUACGUAUAAAAAAUCGCAAACAAAUUAUAUAAAUCUAAUUGAGAAUACGUUUACGAAUAAGUUUUUAUUUCACAUCGAUCCCCAACCUCCUGCCCUCCUAUAUCAACGAUCUUCGUUAUUAACCGAAAAGUAUAAAUAGGAGACAGCCUUGGUGUUUUCUUUUAAUUGAUUGAUAAUGAUUCAGUAAAACAUUUACAUAAAUAACUGCAAAAUAACCCACCUUUAAAUAUAAAUGAAAGUGAAGUAAUAAUAACAACUUCUAUACCAUACGAAAAUACUAAACGCAAGACAACGUGUGUAUAACUCUAAGUAAAUGAUAACUACCAUAACGAAUACGAAUACGAAUACGACUACGAAUACGAAUACGAAUACGAAUAAUGUAUGUAUAUGCAAUUAAUUGUAAUCCUUGAAAUUAUGCACAAAUCGAGAAUCCAAACAAGAAGAACAACAAAUGCGCACUAAAAGAACUACAACAAACAACCGGUGGACAAACCCGAACAAACAAAUCAAAGACAAAGACAAACAAAAGUUUUAAUCACAUUUUUUGAACGAACGACAAUUGAGGUAAAGGUAUAGAAAACAACACACACACACAGACAUACAGAUACAUAUAUUUUUGGCCUAUUUUUCUAUAAUCCUAACAAAACCAAGAACGAAAUUUUAAAAGCAAAACGACAACUUCUAUAAGGACAAACCCAAAUGAAAAGACAUAAGUUCGACUGUAAAUAACAAAAGCGAAAAAGGAAUACCCCCAAUGACUUUAUAUUAUGAUUAAACGAAGUACUAACGAAGAUCGUUUAAACUAUUUCACAAUUCUUUCCUCUAUACUUUCGUAUUAUUUGGUUCUCUUUCAGCCUAUUUAAAAGUUUUGAUUUUCCUAUAAGGCCUUUGCAAACAGUAUUGUGUAUAAAAAAAAUUUGUAAAUAAACAUAUUACGUCUAAAUUAGCGAAAACGUUUUGAUUUCCUAUUUUUAAAUGUUUUAUAAUUGUAGAGUAUUUAGUUUAAAGAUUAUUUUUUGAAUACCACGAAAGAAAUGGAGGCAACUUAUAGAGGAAAAAUCCAAAAAGAGCAAAUACAGAAAAUAAAGCUGAAUAAAAAAACAAUUGUUGAAUGUUAAAAAAUACAUACACAUAUACACAAACAACCAUAGGUACAUACACACACACAUACAAAUAUAAACAUAUAUAUAAGAAUAUAUAGUCGGCCCUUAAACUUGUAUUUAUUUGUAUUUGUAUAUUUGCAGACGAGAAAGAAAACUCAGAUAUAAAAAAAGAACAUCAAAGAGAAAGAUGGAGAAUAUAAUUAACUAUGAGUAGCAAAUGGCAUUGACAAACAGCGAAUGCCAUUCGCACAAGUUAUCGAAAGAAAAAAUGGUCUAUGAAUUUUGUUGAUUUCGUCUUACCCAACUCUAAUUAAUUAGUAUUUGCUGUAAAUAAUUUUCGCCUUCCUUCCUUUCGAUCUCGCUGUAUCCCCGUCUCUAUCUUUCUCACACUAAUUUCCAUUGUGUAGAAGGUAUAGUUUUAGCAUAAUUCCCCCUUUUUAUUUAACAACAGUUUUCUUAACUACUUAUAAUAAUUAAUUAUACAUUAUACGAAUAUAUGAUAAUGCAGAAAGAAAAACAAGAAAAUACACAAAAAAACAAAGAAAAAAUGAAAAACAAAUACACAACUUAA